CUUAUUUAGUAAGAGAAUGUAACUUUCAUCACAAAAAAGAGUUCUUACAGAAUGUUCUUUUGUUUCUUAAAUUAAAUAUAAAAAUCAGGGAAAAUAGUAGUUGACUGCGAAUGGAACAAGAAGGCUUUGUUCUUGCCCUGAUUCGGCAAUCAGCACCGUGGAAAAUCGUAACAGUUAAUCAGCCAAAGCGGUUCCGUUCCGAGUUGUUGGACAUUCCCGUCAAUGUACCCUGAGAUCGGCGCCGGACUUUACCAGAUUCCGAUCCAUCGUCUGAAUUAGUUAAAGAGGGAUUAGAAUUUGGUAUUGGUGGUGCCAUUCGUGAAAGCAUUGAGGAAUGAGAUGAAGGUCUUCCAACAAACUACUACUUUCAUCCGGAUUCUAGAGUCGUUAUGGCGUUGCUCUGGGAACAAAAGUAUUUGGCGAAGAUUCUUUGUUCUGGUGGCUAUUUUGACUGUAUCUGCUUUUGCGUUUCAGACGCUUGUGCAUACUUAUUUAGUUCUACCUGACAGACCCUUUGGUUCUGAUCACCGAAAUGAUUAUUCAUUUUUCCAAUCCUCUAGUAGUUCCCUACAAUCCGGGGAAUCUCUCAAAGGGGGGACACCUCAAAAGGUUCACCUCAGUCCUACUAACUCAGUUAUUUCACCUGACGAGUCUAGCAAGUUAAUCGAAUCAUUCUCAGUUGAGCAAGAGAAUACAAAACUAGAAGCCCGAGUUCAAAAGAAGACUUCUGGAACUGCAAAUAAAAAGGACAGAAAUCUCGCUGAUGUGACGAAAGGUGGAAUGUCUUUAUCCUCUCAAAGGCAUGUUCCUUCUAAGCAGAAACACAUAUGGCUGUUGCCACCUAACGAGGCCCUUGUGCUAGCAAAGAGGGAGAUCGAUCAUGCCCCUUCAGUUAAUGAAGAUCCUGAUCUUUAUGCUCCUAUUUUUAGGAAUAUUUCUGUUUUCAAAAGGAGCUAUGAAUUGAUGGAAAUGACUCUUAAAGUAUAUAUAUACCGUGAUGGAUCAAGGCCUAUUUUUCACAAACCACCCCUUAAGGGAAUUUAUGCUUCUGAAGGAUGGUUUAUGAAGUUAAUGGAGGAAAAUAAGCAAUUUGUCACCAGGGAUCCUGAAAAGGCUCACUUAUUUUACCUUCCAUACAGUGCACGCCAAAUGGGAUUGGCACUCUAUGUGCCUGGGUCACAUGAUUUAAAGCCAUUAUCAAACUUUCUUAGGGACUAUGUGAACAUGAUUGCUGCAAAGUAUCCCUUUUGGAAUCGCACACACGGGUCGGACCAUUUCCUGGUUGCUUGCCAUGACUGGGGUCCUUACACUGUAACUGGACACAAGGAGCUAGCAAAAAACGCCAUAAAAGCUCUAUGUAAUGCUGAUUUGUCUGAAAGAAUUUUUGUUGCUGGAAGAGAUGUUUCCCUACCAGAAACUACCAUUAGGGUACCAAGAAAACCUCUGAGAAAUCUUGGUGGGAAUAGAGCAUCACUACGUCCAAUCCUUGCUUUCUUUGCUGGAAGCAUGCAUGGUAGAGUGCGCCCUACUCUCCUUAAGUAUUGGGGCAUUGGAAAAGACGAAGACAUGAAAAUCUACAAGCGUUUACCUCUAAGAGUUUCCCAAAGGAUGACUUAUAUUCAACACAUGAAAUCAAGUAAAUAUUGUGUAUGUCCAAUGGGCUUUGAAGUUAAUAGCCCUAGGAUCGUUGAAGCCAUAUAUUACGAGUGUGUUCCUGUUAUCAUUGCAGAUAACUUUGUCCUUCCUUUUAAUGAAGUUCUGGAAUGGAGUGCUUUUUCUGUGGUGGUGGCCGAGAAGGAUAUUCCCAGGCUGAAGGAAAUUUUAUUGUCCAUCCCCAUAAGAAAAUAUCUUACCAUGCAAAAUAAUGUGAAGAUGGUACAGAAGCAUUUCCUUUGGAAUCCUAGACCAAUAAAAUAUGAUCUGUUUCACAUGAUUUUGCAUUCAAUAUGGUUCAACAAGCUGAGCCAGAUUCAAACUUAGCAAAUAUAGAAGUCAUUUUGGUAAGAGUUGUUUAAUUUGAUUGCACAAAUCUUGUUUGGACGAAGUCAUAUAGAUGGUAUAAUGCAGCACUUCAACAGCCUUUUGUUUCUUAUGGACGGGGUUGUUCCUGUAUAAAAGCAUUGAUUCAUUUAAUGUAUUAAUUGGGUCGAACUA
Molecule: messenger RNA, 2154 nt
Organism: Vigna umbellata (rice bean)
Lineage: Eukaryota; Viridiplantae; Streptophyta; Magnoliopsida; Fabales; Fabaceae
Product: Exostosin family protein
Molecular function (GO): glycosyltransferase activity
Source: RefSeq, a predicted model, not a curated record